Molecule: messenger RNA, 1462 nt
Organism: Ananas comosus (pineapple)
Lineage: Eukaryota; Viridiplantae; Streptophyta; Magnoliopsida; Poales; Bromeliaceae
Product: aspartate carbamoyltransferase, chloroplastic
Exons: 6
Coding region: 75-1220 (381 amino acids)
Biological process (GO): 'de novo' pyrimidine nucleobase biosynthetic process; amino acid metabolic process
Molecular function (GO): amino acid binding; aspartate carbamoyltransferase activity
Source: RefSeq, a predicted model, not a curated record
UCACACUCACCCUUUCUCUGCGUCGCCGCUUUGGUUUUUUCACUCUCCUCUCCCUCCCUCUCUCUCCCCCGACAAUGGCGUUAUUAUCUCCAUCAUCUACGAGAUUCCUAUGCAAAAACCCUAACCCUACACGCGGCGAUCGAGCGAUCGCCUCCUCUCUCCGCCGCGCACCAUCAUCGGUGGUUUCCCCUCGCUCUAAACCCUUCUCCUUAGCGAUCUCCUCGCGAUCGCCGACCCGUCGAUGCUCCGCUUCGCUCGCAGAGUCGCCGAUCGUCGCCGCGGGGUCGCGGUUUCAACUCGAGGAUGUGAUCGAGGCGCAGCAGUUCGAUCGGGAUAUACUGAACGAGAUCUUCGAAGUGGCGCAUCAGAUGGAGGAGAUCGAGAAGAGCUCGACCGGGAGCGCGAUUUUGAAGGGGUAUUUGAUGGCGACGCUCUUCUACGAGCCCUCGACGAGGACGCGGCUCUCGUUCGAGUCGGCGAUGAAGCGGCUGGGUGGGGAGGUUUUGACGACGGAGAAUGCGCGGGAGUUCUCCUCGGCGGCGAAGGGCGAAACCCUAGAAGAUACUAUAAGAACUGUUGAAGGCUACGCUGAUAUAAUUGUUUUGAGGCAUUUUGAAAGUGGAGCUGCGAGGAGAGCAGCUUCCACUGCGAGUAUUCCGGUCAUCAAUGCCGGAGAUGGUCCAGGGCAGCAUCCAACACAGGCUCUAUUGGAUGUAUAUACCAUAAAAAGAGAAAUCGGAAGACUCGAUGGGAUUACCCUUGGCUUGGUUGGAGAUCUUGCUAAUGGUAGGACGGUUCGUUCUUUAGCAUAUUUGAUUGCUAAAUAUCAAAACAUCAAGAUUUAUUUUGUGUCUCCAGAGGUUGUCAAGAUGAAGGACGACAUUAAAGACUACUUAACAGCAAUGGGAGUAGAAUGGGAAGAAAGCUCUGAUCUAUUAGAGGUGGCAUCAAAAUGUGAUGUCGUUUAUCAAACGCGGAUUCAGAAAGAGAGAUUUGGCGAGAGAGUAGAUCUCUACGAAGCAGCUCGCGGGAAGUACAUAGUGGACAAGGUGGUGUUAGAAGUGCUUCCAAAGCACGCAGUUAUCAUGCAUCCGCUUCCAAGACUAGAUGAGAUUACAGUGGAUGUCGAUGGUGAUCCUAGAGCUGCAUAUUUUAGACAAGCCAAAAAUGGCCUCUAUAUCCGGAUGGCUUUACUGAAGCUGUUACUCCUUGGCUGGUGAUUGUUUUGAUGAUCCCGCAAUUUUGAUGUGAGAUAUGCUAUUUGUACACCAAAAGUAUGGUGUAGAUUUUCAUGGGAGAAAUGCUAUUAAUUAUCUUCCACAAUUUGCUGUUUUUUUUUUUUUAAAAAAAAAAAAACAACAACUAUACCAACCGAGGCUUAAAUAUAGCACUUAAAGAGUUGGGGGAUUGUCGAAGACUCCUACAUUUUUAUUAAUGGGUUAAAAUGAGUUAUCUAUACGUA